AAAUAAAUAAAUAAAUAAAUAAAUAAAAAUUAAUAAAAAUGGAAAAAUAUCUUAAAUAACGUUCAAAAUGCCUCUAAUAACUAUAAUCUAAUAAAUACAAAGGUCUUAAAUUUACAGAGCUCGAAUUAUAAGCAAAUGAAUUAUUUAAGAAAUUGAUUUUUAAAGAACGUGAUCUGCAUGAUGAUCUAUUUUACAAAGUUCACACUUUGAAACACAUUGAAUAUAUAACUUAAAAAUCUGAGUUAUAUUAAGCAAUCUUAAAAUUACCAAAAGGAGCUGUUUUGCACAUUCACAUAGAUUGCUGUAACGACAUAGAAUGGUUUAUGAAAGAAAUAGCAUUCUUAGAUACUUCCUAUUACAAUGAAGAAACCCAAUGCUUUAAAUAUAUAAAAGUUGGAGAAGAAAUUGAAAAAGGAUAUAAAAGCUUAAAAUAAGAAAGAGACAAAAGUCAAAAUAAGUAAGAAUAUGAAGAAAAAAUAAAGAGCAUACUAAUCGUAUAAGAAGCUGAUAGAAUUUCUAAACAUAACAUUUGGAAACUAUUCGAAGGGAAAAUUAUAGGUAUUAACUAAAUAAUUUAUUAUGAAGAAAAUUUCAAAAGAUACUUAAAAUAAUAUUUGACCAACUUUGCUUAAUAAGGUGUUUUUCAUAUUGAAGCAAGAUCUCUUUUAGGCUCUAUUUUUAAUGAAAACCACUAACCAUUAAACAUUGAUUAAGAAGUGAAACUUAUCUAAGAUGUAAUCACUUAAGUUUAAAAAGAGUUUCCUUUAUUUACUUUCAAAAUUAUAAUCUAAGGACUUAAAAUGUGGGAUACUUCUUAAAUAGAAAAAUAUAUGGAAUCUGCUAUUAAUGCAAAAAAAUAAUACCCUGAUCUUUUUUGUGGAUUUGAUAUGGUAUAAGAAGAAGAUGCUUAUAAAAAUAUGGUUGAAAUGGCACCAGCCUUAUUAAAAUUUCCCUAAAUGUGUAAGAAAGCAAAAGUUCAAUUACCUUUUGUAUUUCAUGGAGGAGAGUCACUUGAACAUCACAAAAAUAGUAAUAUUCUUGAUGCAGUUAUGAUGGGAUCUAAAAGAAUAGGACAUGGCUUGAACUUAUCUUAACAUUCUUAUCUAUAUAAUAAGAUUAAAGAUAAAAAAAUAUGUAUUGAAAUUUGUCCUGUUUCUAAUUAAAUUCUUAAAUACAUUGAUGACAUCAGAUGUCAUCCUAUAAAAUCUUUCAUUAAUUAUGGCAUUAAAGUUUGUAUUAAUCCUGAUGAUCCUGGAUUUUUUGGUUAUAAUGGAGUUGCCAUGGAUUUUUAUUUUUGUGCUGUUGGACCUGUAUUAGACUAUAAAGAUCUUAAGCUUUGUGCAUUUAAUUCGGUUGAAUAUUCCUUAUUAAAUAAAAAAGAAAAAAAAAAUUUAUGGUCAGACUUAGAAAGAAGAUUUUAAGAAUGGUCUUAAUGGAUGAUUAAUACUUAUAAAUGAAAUUUUUUUAUUGAAAAAUAUAUAUAUAUAUUUUUUUCUAUAUG
Ichthyophthirius multifiliis is the source of this 1501-nucleotide messenger RNA. RefSeq lists its product as hypothetical. Gene Ontology annotation, biological process: adenosine catabolic process; inosine biosynthetic process. Gene Ontology annotation, molecular function: adenosine deaminase activity. NCBI's taxonomy places the organism in Eukaryota, Ciliophora, Oligohymenophorea, Hymenostomatida. The transcript is spliced from 2 exons. The record is from RefSeq and is a predicted model, not a curated record.